GCAACCGCCAGUUGUGUCCGGAAGAAACACUGCCAUCAUUAUCCCAUGGUGCAGCAUCAAGAAAGUUGAGGAAAAUAGAAAUCCAUGAUGGAGACGUCUUCUCGUGGUCCAGCUGGUGGAGGUCUGUGGAACUGUCCUAGAGGGACCCAGUACAGCAAGGAGACUCAGGAGAUGCUGAAAUUGAUGAUGCAAGAGUCGAGACUCACCAACUUCCAGCAAAGACAGAUCAAUGACAAACUAAAGAAGGGAGCAGCUUUGCCAUUGACCUGUAACCCCACAUCAUCGGCUCUUCCCUCACUGCCCAAACCCAAAGUCGUAAAAAAUAGCACGACCCGCACUCCAGCCAAGCCCCUGAGGCGCUCCGCUGACAAUUGUAGUUCUGGGGACAACUACACCAGAGAAAGGUUCCGCCCCAGUGCCACACGAGAUUUAGAGAAGGAGAAGAGGAGGCUCCAGAACAUUCUAGCUACGGGGCAGGAGGAGCCCAGACCCAGUCGUCCCAGGAACAUUUCCCUGGACCAGGGCCCAGAGGAGGAGAGGGACCGCUUCCAGGAGGUUUUGGGUGAGAUUGAGGAGAGGAGGGAGUUUCUGGAGGAGAUGACGGCCCUGGGGAAAGGGAAGCAGUACCACAACAUCAUCAACACAGAGAUCUCACAGAAAAUCCAUGAGCUGGAGGUGAUUGACAAGGCCCGCAGUGCAGAGCUGAGGACCAUGAUGCCAGAGAAGAAGACUGAGUGACAGAAAGGAAUACUCAUCUACCCCAACUCUGCUGAAUGGAUCUACUCUACUGCUAAUACUCCUACAGAAAAUACACUACUGCACAGGAAUUCUGAACUCAAACUUGGAUACUAGUCUUAAUUUCAGCAUAAUGCGUGUUCAAAUGAUGGCAUGGUAUCAUAAAUGUUGCUGGGAAGACACCAAUGCAUCCUUAUCAAACUGAAAAAUAAUUGUAGUGUACAUUCAAACAUGACCAAACAGACAUCUUUUUAGUUGCA
Molecule: messenger RNA, 995 nt
Organism: Coregonus clupeaformis (lake whitefish)
Lineage: Eukaryota; Metazoa; Chordata; Actinopteri; Salmoniformes; Salmonidae
Gene: cunh22orf23
Product: chromosome unknown C22orf23 homolog
Exons: 7
Coding region: 85-738 (217 amino acids)
Source: RefSeq, a predicted model, not a curated record